Mya arenaria is the source of this 1572-nucleotide messenger RNA. RefSeq names its product monocarboxylate transporter 3-like. Gene Ontology annotation, biological process: transmembrane transport. NCBI's taxonomy places the organism in Eukaryota, Metazoa, Mollusca, Bivalvia, Myida, Myidae. The record is from RefSeq and is a predicted model, not a curated record. The coding region runs from base 52 to 1398 and encodes 448 amino acids. Gene Ontology annotation, molecular function: monocarboxylic acid transmembrane transporter activity. The transcript is spliced from 7 exons.
UCUGUUUGUUUUUUGUGUGAGGAAUCGUAUUUAUAGAGAAUAAGAGCAACCAUGGACACAAACGUGUCUGACGUUUUACCAAAUGUGAGAUUGGAGGUCACAGAAAGCACACCUCUGUUGAGUGACAACAGUUCGAACAGUCCACCAGACGCUCCAAAAUGGCGUAAGGCUGCGAUUAUUGCUUGCGGUCUUGUGCAGCAGUUUGUCAGUGUUGGUCUUGGGUUUGGCUUGAGCGUCAUGUACCCGGAACUUAUCAAUAUCUUCAACUCUCGGCGGUCCAACGCGGCACUCAUACAGGGACUUUACAUGGGGCUUUCUACCGGAGGAGGUAUACUUUGGGCGCCACUGAUUCAAAAGUACGGGCCCGGGAAGAGUGUUUUGGUCGGGUCAUUAGUGACAUGUGUGGGACUGUUAGCGAGCUCCUUUGCAGAGGAACUAUGGACUAUAAUAUUAUGCACGGGAGUCAUCGCAGGUAUGGGGAUGUGCACCUGUUACCUUUCGGCGUUCAUAACCGUCAGUUGGGUAUUUCACAAGGACCCUGGCGUUCCGCUUGUAUGUUUGACGAUGGGGUCCAGUCUCGGUCAAUUUGUUAUACCCUACCUCUACGAAAUAUGUAUCGAAAAAUAUGCCUGGUCUGGAGCGUUUAUACUGGUGUCUGGCAUAUCACUUCAGUGUAUACCAUUCGGGCUUAUAAUGUAUGGUGCACAGGAGUACUUUGUAACAGGGAAAAAGGCGUCGAAAAGGAAAUCAGUCUGUGAAACAAGUCUUUUGACAGAUGUUUUGGUGUGGAUUUUAUUGGUUAAUUGUCUUUUAGUAGCUUUAACAGGAAACGUGGAAGCCUGGUUUAUUGUUGACAUUUUGAUGUCACGUGGUUUUUCCCGCCAAGCAGGAUCACUCUUGGUGUCUAUUAUUGGAGCAGCAAACUUUCUUGGUAGAGUCAGUGGAACAUUUAUAAAAUUUAAAUUCACGAGAACACCAACGAUAGCUCACUGGGUUUAUAUUUGCCCGUUUAUUGCCUUGGCCCAUGCUUUGGUGAUCAGCUUAGAAGACUAUUACGCCAUCAUGGGCGCCUGUAUAUUACAAGGCGCUUUUUUCGGGGUCACUAACUCCCAAACACCGGCCCUGAUGUACGAGGCCGCGGGCCACAACCGUUACCCCCAGGCCAUGUCUCUUGUUAACCUUAUGUAUGGUUUUGGUAAUCUGCUAAGCAAUGUUUUGGGAGGAAUCAUAAGGGAUGAGCUUGGUGAAUAUGACCUAGCUUUUUACAUCUCUGUCUGCACAGCGCUGUAUAUGACUUUCAGCAGCCUUGUGGCCACGCUGAUUAUCUGGAGGAGGAGGAAGGAGGAGGAGACAAGACAGCGCUGGGAUGGGAACUAUGAGACUGUGAUAUCGUUUUAAACAUUGGAAUAACCGUAUUUGAUACCGUAUUAAUCAUUAGAAUAGACGUACAUCAUACCGUUUAAAAAGUGAAAUAUACUUAAUAUACCGUAUCAAUCUGUCCAAUAUACUAGUGUUUGCGACUUUGCGCUUUGUCGUAAAGGCGCAGAGGGACGAAAGAAAAGGAAACCAAAG